Messenger RNA from Penicillium daleae, 1668 nucleotides. RefSeq lists its product as uncharacterized. The transcript has 4 exons. The record is from RefSeq and is a predicted model, not a curated record. NCBI's taxonomy places the organism in Eukaryota, Fungi, Ascomycota, Eurotiomycetes, Eurotiales, Aspergillaceae. Bases 1 to 1668 code for a protein of 555 amino acids.
AUGUUCGCUAUCGCGACUGGCUUUCUCGCUGCGUGGGCAGUGGCCCAUGCAGCUCCCAGUGGAAAAUCUGCUCCCACUGUCACUGUUCGCAAUGGAACCUACACUGGAGUGCAUAGUACAAGUCAUGGCCAGGAUUUUUUCUUGGGUAUGCCUUAUGCGCAGCAGCCUGUGGGUAAUCUGCGCUUCACCGUGCCGCAAUCACUGAAUAAGAGUUGGGAUGGGUCACGCGACGCGAAAGAAUACUCAGAUAUUUGUGUUGGAUACGGGACCGACUCUAUUUGGUACCCGCAAUCUGAAGCCUGUCUUACCUUAAACGUCAUCCGAGACUCGUCUGUGAAGGAGAACUCCAAGCUCCCUGUGGGAGUCUGGAUCCAUGGCGGUGGCUUCUUCAUGGGAUCGGGGAACGAUCAGCGGUACAACAUGUCUGCUAUCGUUGCAAACUCUUACAAGAUUGGUAAACCAUUCAUUGCCGUCACUCUGAACUACCGACUCUCUGCUUGGGGGUUUAUCAGCUCGAGUGAAGUGUCCGGCAGUGGCAACACCAAUCUCGGCCUACGAGAUCAAAGACUUGCACUCCACUGGAUUCAGGAGAAUAUCGCUGCCUUUGGUGGUGAUCCUACCAAGGUCACAAUCUGGGGCGAGUCGGCCGGUGGCAUGUCAGUCGGCUAUCACUUGACCGCAUAUGGAGGCCGAGAUGAUAAACUGUUCAGAGCUGGUAUCAUGGAAUCCGGAGGAUCCAUCUCAGCCAAUGCCGGUAACUUCACGACGUACCAGUCCUCUUAUGACACACUGGCUGCUAGUGUCAACUGCUCCGACGCAGCGGACUCACUACAAUGCUUGCGGGAGGUUCCUUUCGAAACCUUAAACUCGGUUCUGAACGGGACCGACGGCUCCUCCGACUACAACUUCUCGCCUGUUGUAGAUGGGGAUUUCAUGCGAAAUUAUGGCAGCGUCCAGUUGAACAAUCACGAAUUUGUCAAGGUCCCUAUUAUCUCUGGAACGAACAUGGAUGAAGGAACCGCGUUCGGACCGACGGGAAUCAAUACCACCGAACAGUGGUAUGAGUAUCUCACAGACGGCUCAUUGGGCAAGCAAUUACCUACAUCCAUCGCGAAGCGCGUCAUAGAACUCUAUCCCGAUGACCCGUCACAGGGUAUUCCGGCAUUCCUUGGCGACCAACGUGUACCGUCAAUGGGCUACGAAUGGCGACGCACCAGUGCCUUCGCAGGUGACUUCACCAUGCACGCCAAUCGACGCCGACAAUGCGAGGCGUGGUCCGAGAGCUCAACGCCGGCCUACUGUUACCGAUUUGACGUACAUUCUGCCGAUGUCCCGCUCAUCGUGGGCGCAACGCAUUUCGAAGAAGUCUCUUUCGUAUUCCACAACAUUGCUGGAUUGGGCUACCACUACGGAAAGCCUUUUGCAGGUGUGCCACAGUCCUAUAUCGAUCUCAGUACCAUGAUGACGAGCAUGUGGGCUUCAUUCAUUCACGACCUGAAUCCGAACUCCGGCGUGGUGAAUAAGUCAAUUCAUUGGCAGGCAUAUGGAAAGGAUAAACCGGUCGAUCUGCUCUUCAGUGCCAAUACGACCAGCUAUAUGGAGGGUGAUACCUGGCGCAAAGAAGGGAUUGACUAUAUCAAUUCGAUUGCAAAGGCAGUCUGGCGAUAA